Messenger RNA from Lindgomyces ingoldianus, 2111 nucleotides. RefSeq lists its product as uncharacterized. The transcript is spliced from 2 exons. The record is from RefSeq and is a predicted model, not a curated record. Gene Ontology annotation, cellular component: nuclear pore transmembrane ring; spindle pole body. NCBI's taxonomy places the organism in Eukaryota, Fungi, Ascomycota, Dothideomycetes, Pleosporales, Lindgomycetaceae. Gene Ontology annotation, molecular function: spindle pole body-nuclear membrane anchor activity. Gene Ontology annotation, biological process: nuclear pore organization; spindle pole body localization. Bases 142 to 2052 code for a protein of 636 amino acids.
CUUCAUUUUCACCCCGAGGACGCACUUUCAUUCUCUUCCCUCCUUCUGUUGUCAGCCUUUUUGAUCGCUUGCUUUUGGACCUGCCAUGGUAUAAAUAUAUACCUCUACUCCAAGCGCCUUCCCCCUACAGCACCCACCGCAAUGGCGCCUGCCGUCCCAACGCGGCCGUAUCGCGACUUCAUGACGCCGGCUUUGCACCGUCGGUUCAUGAGCGCCAGUCUCUACACAUACGGGCUCUGUUACCUGAUUGCCAUCUGGAUGGGCAAGUGGGAUAGCUCAGUGCUCUGGUCUUUAAUCCCCUUCAGCUCGGUGGGCAUCCGAUCGCUCCUGCUGUUCAUCCCAGCUCUCUCCAUAUACGUCCUACGUGUCUCCCAGUGGCAUGUCGGACGGCGGAACACCGCAAGGCCCGUUGAAACCUUCCUCACCUUCGCUUUCAGAAAGAACACCCUUGCGACGCUUGCAAUAUACAGCUUUUCCGCCUGGUUCUAUAGUGAGAUAUACAUCUGGUCGCAACCCCGGUCGGCAAGGCUGGAUUUCACAGAUCAUGGCAAGCUGUAUGAGAGGAUCAAGCUGAAUGAGCGGCCGCUGUACCUUCGAUACCUGUUCAUUUUCCUUUCUGUGGUACAGACAGUUAUUCACCUGUGGAACGACUACGACAAUAUCGAGGUUCCCGGUCUAAGACCCAAGCAGGAACGAAAGGACGGCGAAUCAAGUCCUACCGCAAAAGCUAAGGCAAUCCAUGAUCGCCUUCUCCAGAAAUUGUGGCAAAUCGUCCCGCGCGCCUUCGCCACGAUGCUCUCAACAUAUGGUGUUGGCAGUGUGGUCUACUUCCUCGGUCUCCGCUGGGUGCUCUGGCAAUGGCACUAUUGGGGUGCGCGCUUCCUCGUCAGCCUUGCGAAGACCUCGAAGCCCACUGGCCUGCCGCCUUUCUUCACUUUGUCUGCCAUGUUCGUCGCCGAAGGCACCUUGCUUGCAUUGCUUUGGGAGUUCGCGAACUCCACUUUCGAUAUAUACAUCUCCGAGGAGCCGCUAAAGAAAGACAAGCCCAUUACCAGUGAAUCCAAGGACCCUAAUGGUAGUCUUCUGAAUGGUCUGAAGUCGAAGAAGCAACAAGUUAAUAACAUUGCUUUAUGGGAACUCGCAAUGAUAACCGACCGUUUCGACGACCGCCGAAAGAGCAUCUACGGCGAUCUCGACCGAAAGAAGGGACCAACCUGUAAACAGGUCACCGAGCUCUGUCUUGCCGAAAUCAAUCACAUCACAAAGCGCAUCGAAGACGCCUCCCUUGGAGCCCACAAGUCUCACGAGAAUGGCAAACCAACAAGAGCGAGCCCUGUUGAACUCGUAUCCCGCAUCUCCCAGCCGCUUAGACAAGACCAGGUCGCCGCCCCGGAGCCCCUUCCAACAACUCGUAUGGGAAGAAUUGAGUGGAAAACGAGUCAAAUUGCCCGAGCACAUAGUUCUCCCCAAAAUGCCGCCGACUCCAAAGCACGAGAGUACCUGAAGAAAGGCCAGGUCCAGCUUAACGAGGGCGCACGCCAAGCAGAGAGCUUGUGGACAGUCUACAAAACUAAACUGGUUGCUUCCCCACUCGGCUGGCCCUGGAGAAGCUGCGUCCGGCGCCACGCCAACGCUGUCAUCAAUGGCACUCCAUAUUCCCGCCAGUCCGCAAUCAUGAACGCCAUCACUUCGCUCACAAACCUUACAGUUGCAAGCCUAAAGGAAGACGAGUACGGCCAGUUCAACGGACAAGUGCCCGAAAUCAUCCGCACAUUUUCAUUAGCUAUCAAGAAGAUUGAGACAUAUAUGCAAGGACUGGAUGUUCAUUGGACAGACCUGGAUUGUCUCGCGAGGCAAGACACCGAGAGAAAGAAGAUCCCCGAAGUCCAGGCUGUGCUGGAGAGCCUGAAGGAGGGACUGGAGAAGAUCCUUCGAGCUUUCAAUGAGUAUCUGAGUAAUAUGGGAAUGAGCCGGCAGGAAAUUCUGGAAGCGAAGAAGUUGGUGACCCGAGAGACGCCGCACAUGGUUGAGGCGAAUAGGGGUGCAGCUUAGCGAAGGUACCAUGGAUUGGGCAGAAUUUGAGGCGUGUAUAAAUGUGUAAAAGUAGCGAG